This is a messenger RNA of Aspergillus chevalieri, 1782 nucleotides long. RefSeq names its product GPI-anchor transamidase GPI17 (gene PIG-S). Gene Ontology annotation, biological process: attachment of GPI anchor to protein. The coding region runs from base 1 to 1782 and encodes 593 amino acids. Lineage: Eukaryota; Fungi; Ascomycota; Eurotiomycetes; Eurotiales; Aspergillaceae. Gene Ontology annotation, cellular component: GPI-anchor transamidase complex. The record is from RefSeq and is a predicted model, not a curated record. The transcript is spliced from 2 exons.
AUGUCAGAGCCAACCUCCGCUUUAAACCCCGACAACCACAACAACAUCGCACUGGGAACGACCCACUGCGAAAACACAUUAAUCCCAUACACGCGGUCAAAUAAUGCUGUCAUGACCACCAAGAGUGAAGACCUGGGGUCUUCUCCGCAGGCUACCUCCGACCCCGACAACACCGCAACCACCACCAUGAACUCCAAAACCAGCGCUCAGCGCGUCCCUCCCCCAGAAAAACCAGAGGCGACCCGGACCAGAUUUAAGGUGAUUGCGGCCUUUUGGGCUGUGAUUAUCUUCCUGGGGCUGCCCAUCUGGUGGAAGACGACGUCGAUUUACAGGGCACAUUUGCCUUUCCAGGAGAUGGUCGAUUGGGCCGAUGGCAAGAGCUGUCGUCCUGUUUUCCCAUUGGAAAUCCAAAUCGCUGCUCCGUCGAUGCCAGACCCCGAAGCGCAGUUACUCCUCCGUACGACGCAACAUACUCUCGAUGAUCUCAACGAAUUCUCGGCCCAUCAUCUACGAUUGAAAUUGACAGAAGAUCGAGACAAUACUGGAUAUGUCAAGGAAGAGACGCAUGUAAAAGCGGACACUACGUUGACCAUCCGUUUGGUGCCACAGGACAACCUGCCAACCCCCAGAUCGGAACUGAGCCCGGAAACCACUCAACUGGACGUGUUCUAUUCCCCCAACCAAAGCCCAGUUCCUUCGUCGUCCAAUUCGCCCUUGUCUACCUUUAUUGCCGGUGAAUUGCAACGCCUGUUCAGCGAGGAGAAAGCGACCAUCGCGCACAUAUUGUCCAACGGCCAUACCCAAUUGUCGGAGAACAUUAGCCGGAGAUUGAGACGCUCGUUGAAGUAUGCGGAUACAUAUCAUCUGGCUUUCUCGCUGUUCACUCCGGGACCUGCGCCGUCGUCAUGGGCGGUCCAAGAAGCAAUUGAGGACUAUCUUUCGCCGCUCCUGCAAGCCUUUGCUCCGAUUAGCAACUUCACAGUCGACACACAAGUUCAGUUGUACGCGACGUUUUCGCCUACGGCACCGUUACCUGAGUUUGAUGAGUCGCAAUCAGCAUGGACCUUGAAGCAAGAGGAUCUCAGCGCCUUUGUCAACGCCGCAGAAUGGCCCUUGAGUCCUAGUAUCGGCAGUGGCCCAACCAUCAACUUCCUCCUCUACGUCCCCGACCCAUCCCAAUCCCCCAUGGUCGUGAAAGAGAACACUGCAACAAGCUGGAUCAUUCCCCAAUGGGGCGGCGUCUUCCUCCUCAACCAACCACUACCCACCGAAAACCCAUCAAACCCACCACACCUAUCCAAAGACUCCCUCCGUCCCGCCUUCAUGACCUUCUCCCACCAACUCCUCACCCUCCUGGGCACCCCCACAACACCAACCUCCCUCCCCUUCCGCCUCCAAACACUCAUCCGCAUCCGCGCCGCAACCCUCCUCCUCUCCGCCUCCUCAACAAUGGGCUCCCUAGCCCGUCUCACCGAAUCCCUCCCCUCAAUCCCCAUCCCCGCCACAGUCGCUGCAUCCGUCUCCAAGACCCUCUCGCACCUCUCCGCGGCAUGCACGCAUCUACGUGAAGGCCGUUUCUCCGCUGCUCUGGACAACGCGCGGGUAGCCGAGGCGGAGGCGGAACGCAGCUUCUUUGAGAAGAGUAUGGUGGGACAGGUGUAUUUCCCGGAUGAGCAUAAGGUGGCUGUUUACUUGCCAUUGCUGGGACCGAUUGGGGUGCCGCUUGUUGUUGGGUUGUUGAAGGAGGUUAAGAGGAUUGUCAAGGGAUUGAAGGGUAGGUAA